AUGAGCAAUUCCAGCGUCACCCAAGUUCCCUUCAAUGCCUUCAAACUUAUUGAUUUUGGACCAUCUCUUAGCCUCAAGGUGUACCAACAACUUUACAAUGAUAAUGCUGAACCAAUAGGCGUGAUUGCCAUCGUGCAGUCUCUCGGUCUUCUAAGACCGGUGGACGAGGCUAUCGACCAAUUCAACGGCAAGUGGACCCGAGGUUCCACGACAUGGGAAUUUUGUGAGACCGGUAUCGAGGUUGUUACCGGCCAAUCGUCGACGAGCAAUUUCAUGGCAAAGACCCGUGCAGGGGAGGCCGCCGUCAUGGUCCUUUCGCUUCUCCUCGAAUGCAUGGAUGCUCGAGAUGUUUCUGAGAUUGUGCGGCUCGUUAUUGAUUCGAGCCCCAAUAAUCUGGUUCAAAUUAAGCCACGCAAGACACAGAUUAAGAACGUGGUAACAACUAUAGAGAGCCAAACGAGCUGCAUCAGCUGGCAGGAGGAGAUUAUGGCAGCCCAGGUUGCAGUCCUUGAGAACUCACCUAUUUGGACGAGAGAUCAGGGUCCGGUAUCCUCGGAUUCUUUUGAAAUCCCGAAUCAGUGCAUGGCUGCCUAUUUUCAGGCUCUGUGUGCAGUCACAAAUUUCCCUGACUUUCGUUGCACUCUCCACACCGGUGGAAGUAUAUCACUUCCGUUCCUUCUCGCGCACACAGUAUGCGGGCUCCGUGUCUGUGUGACAGUAAAUGGAGAAUUGGUAUUUGGGAACGCUUCUUCAGACGCCUGGCAGGUCCGGCUGGAGAAGUCUCUCGGCCAGAAGACAACUAGGGUCAAAUUUGGACAGACGCUUAACGAUAUCCAAGACCUGCUAGUUUUGGAUGAAACUGGAAAGCCGCGAGCUAACAGAAUCGAUAUUCAUGGAAUUGGAAAAAUUGCAACAAUAGGGCAGGCUCUAGGUGAAAGGGAAGCAAACGACAUUGCGAUCCUUGUCGUCUGCGUUGCCUCCUCGAUUUUAACGACCUGGAAACGCGAAGUCCACGACCACUCCAACCCAACCGGCUCGUUGGAUUACGAAAGCGACUCAUCCACCGCAUCCACUAAAGAAACAUCCGAAUCUAAGGCAUGUGGAGAAAUAAAACGCCGUCUUACCCCCAAGGCUGUAGCACUCUGGUGGGGGUGCUCGGAGCUUGCGUCUGUUAAGAUGAUGGACGAGGCAUCGAGACUUACUGAUCUCCAGCCUACCGAAGCGACUUGGAGAGGCCUCAGAUAUUCGAAAACUACCAUGGCAAACAUUGCAGACUUUGAGGGGUUGAGCAAGAAUGAACAGUCCCAGCGAAGGCUGAGAGAGAAUAAGCCUCUCUCUCGAGAGGAUUAUGCUUCGCUCACCCACACUCUCACAACAUAUUUGGUUUUAAUAUCCUUCCUUUGCUUCAACGAGACGUCCAAGACCACCAUUCGAGUUCGUUCUUCAAGCCGUCCGCAGAACUCGGCUAUCGGACGAACCCUUCGAUGCAUGAGAAAGCCGAAACCUCUGGCACAGUCUGAUAUCCUAGGUAGUUGGUAUUAUUGGGUCAGGGGAUCAGGCCCCAAGUCUCUGGAUAAUGUUGAUGCCUUUGUUGUGGAUGGCUUUCUCAUCUACCGCAAUCUUCUACUUCAGCUAGAUCUCAGCCCUGAGGCAUGUGAGACAGUUGUCGUUGAAGCUGGGCACCUCCAGUUCCAGGGUUACCGCGCAGAGCUAAUUCGCAGUUCGAAAAAUUCCACGACUGUAAUUGGCAACGCUGCAUCUAGUAACCUGAGCGGACCUUGCAUAUUGAGAUCUAGGGACAUGACAGGGCACGUAGAUACCCGGUGGUCUGUUGACGAAGUGCAAGGCUCGUUAGAACUUGGCCUUACUCUCGAGUGUGGAAAUUCCGGAAUUCAAAUUGAGACGUCCGUAUCUAACAUUGCCAAAGAGUCCUGGUCCAUACUCUACGGUGAUAGAACAAUUGACUGCUCCCACGACGAAGGAUUUGUUGGACGCCUUGUUGAAGGCGAAGUGGUCGAAGAGUUGGUUCCGGGUUCCCAUCACACAGCUUCUCCACCAGGUGUUUUUGUAUCAGGAUACCGGGAUUUAAAGUUGUACCGUGCACACAGAAACGAACUUGGACAGAUCGCUUGUCUCAUGAGUAGUCAAGGGCACUUGCGAGGGAUUUUGAGGCGCGAUGCGUGCCUUAGAUGCUGUGUCUCAUACGCCGAGAGAGCGGGUUUGGAUUUCCUCAUCGACUAA
Messenger RNA from Lindgomyces ingoldianus, 2241 nucleotides. RefSeq lists its product as uncharacterized. NCBI's taxonomy places the organism in Eukaryota, Fungi, Ascomycota, Dothideomycetes, Pleosporales, Lindgomycetaceae. The record is from RefSeq and is a predicted model, not a curated record. The transcript has a single exon. The coding region runs from base 1 to 2241 and encodes 746 amino acids.